Messenger RNA from Hippopotamus amphibius kiboko, 4384 nucleotides. RefSeq names its product p21 (RAC1) activated kinase 2 (gene PAK2). Gene Ontology annotation, molecular function: ATP binding; protein serine/threonine kinase activity. Gene Ontology annotation, cellular component: cytoplasm. NCBI's taxonomy places the organism in Eukaryota, Metazoa, Chordata, Mammalia, Artiodactyla, Hippopotamidae. Gene Ontology annotation, biological process: regulation of axonogenesis; regulation of MAPK cascade; protein phosphorylation. The coding region runs from base 341 to 1915 and encodes 524 amino acids. The record is from RefSeq and is a predicted model, not a curated record. The transcript is spliced from 15 exons.
GCUCCCCGCCGUCGCCCUCCCCCGGGGUUGCGGCCACGCGCGUCGGCGGCGGUGGUUCCGCUUCCCCUCCGGCCUGGGCCGUCGCCAUUGCCGAAGGCUCCCUGCCCUCCCCGCCCGGCGCCGCGGGGCUCGGCUGCCGCCCGGCCCAGCAGCAGCAGCAGCAGCGGCGGCGGCGGCGGCGCUCCAGCGCGGCUCCGCUUCCCGCCCCGCGUCCGCGGCCCUCCCCGCCCCGCGGCCCGCGCUCGCUCGGGCGGCUCCGGAGCCCGUCGGGAGCUCGGCCGGAGGCUCCUCGCCGGGGCGGGACCUCUCCUCGCCCGGGGCCGCAUCAUAAUCCUGAAUCAUGUCUGAUAACGGAGAACUGGAAGACAAGCCGCCAGCGCCCCCCGUGCGGAUGAGCAGCACCAUUUUUAGCACCGGAGGCAAAGACCCCUUGGCGGCCAACCACAGUUUGAAACCUUUGCCCUCUGUUCCAGAGGAAAAAAAGCCCAGGAAUAAAAUCAUCUCUAUAUUCUCAAGCACAGAGAAAGGAAGUAAGAAGAAAGAGAAGGAAAGGCCCGAAAUCUCUCCUCCAUCUGACUUUGAGCACACCAUCCAUGUUGGCUUUGAUGCUGUUACUGGAGAAUUCACUGGCAUGCCUGAGCAGUGGGCUCGAUUGUUACAGACCUCCAACAUCACCAAACUAGAGCAAAAGAAGAAUCCUCAGGCUGUGCUGGAUGUCUUAAAGUUCUAUGACUCCAACACAGUGAAGCAGAAGUACCUGAGCUUUACCCCUCCUGAGAAAGAUGGUUUCCCUUCUGGAACACCAGCACUGAGUACCAAGGGAUCGGAAACGUCAGCAGCGGUGACGGAGGAAGAGGACGAUGAUGACGAGACUCCGCCUCCUGUUAUCGCCCCGCGGCCGGAUCACACAAAAUCCAUUUAUACACGGUCUGUAAUUGAUCCUAUUCCUGCACCAGCUGGUGAUGCUAAUGUUGAUGGUGGUGCCAAGACUUCAGACAAACAGAAAAAGAAGGCCAAAAUGACCGAUGAAGAGAUUAUGGAGAAAUUAAGAACUAUUGUAAGCAUAGGUGACCCUAAGAAAAAAUAUACAAGAUAUGAAAAAAUCGGGCAAGGGGCUUCUGGCACAGUUUUCACUGCUACUGAUGUGGCAUUGGGACAAGAGGUUGCUAUUAAGCAGAUUAAUUUACAGAAACAGCCAAAGAAGGAAUUGAUCAUUAAUGAGAUUCUGGUGAUGAAAGAAUUAAAGAAUCCCAACAUAGUUAACUUCUUGGACAGUUACCUGGUGGGAGACGAGUUGUUUGUGGUGAUGGAGUACCUUGCUGGGGGAUCACUUACUGAUGUUGUAACAGAGACCUGCAUGGAUGAAGCACAGAUUGCUGCUGUGUGCAGAGAGUGUUUACAGGCAUUGGAGUUUUUACAUGCUAAUCAAGUGAUCCACAGAGACAUCAAAAGUGACAAUGUGCUUUUGGGCAUGGAAGGAUCUGUUAAACUUACUGACUUUGGUUUCUGUGCCCAGAUCACCCCUGAACAGAGCAAGCGAAGUACUAUGGUUGGAACGCCAUACUGGAUGGCACCAGAGGUGGUUACGCGGAAAGCUUAUGGCCCUAAAGUAGACAUCUGGUCUCUGGGUAUUAUGGCUAUUGAGAUGGUAGAAGGAGAGCCUCCAUACCUCAAUGAGAAUCCUUUGAGGGCCUUGUACCUGAUAGCAACGAAUGGAACCCCAGAACUUCAGAAUCCAGAGAAACUUUCCCCAAUAUUUCGAGAUUUCUUAAAUCGAUGUUUGGAGAUGGAUGUGGAGAAAAGGGGUUCAGCCAGAGAAUUGUUACAGCAUCCCUUCCUGAAACUGGCCAAACCGUUAUCCAGCUUGACACCGCUGAUCAUGGCAGCUAAAGAAGCAAUGAAGAGUAACCGUUAACAUCAUUGCCAGGGCCUCAUAUUCUUGUUUCCAUUUUCUAAAAGAAGUCUUUUAAUAUAUGAAAAUUAUUAUUCUUUCGGGGUUUAAAGAAAUGAUCUGCGUAACAUGGAGGGAAAAAACCAAACUGCUACUCCCUGAAGAGAACCAAGAAAAAAUUGCAAAACAGAAGGACAGCUUUCUGUCGAAUCCCUUCUUUAGGGUCCAAAAGGAAUUGUGGACUGAAUCACUAGCCUCACGUCUUUCAGCAGAAAGCCCAUCAGGGCCAUUUAUCAUGCUUGAGAUUUGCAUUUUAUUUUGCUGACUUCAUUCUGAUAGAUCCCAUUCAUUGUCCCUUUCGGGGUGUUUUCAAUACUUGAAUGGCAGAUUUGAGUUUUUCAGAGUAUUUGUUUUAUCUGCUAUCUUCUUUUCUCUCUUCUUCAUAGCUUUCUUUUCUUUGACUUGCUCCUUUUGAGUUGCUUUGAGAAAUUGUUUCUUAUGCCUAAAUUGGAGGCAAGUGUGAGAGAACUUAUGUAGCUCCUUAUAUUGGCAGAGGAGUUCAGUAUGGUUUAACUUUGUAUAGAAGUUAGAACCAGCUAUUGUUACUUGCAGUAUUUCAGUUCAGGAUUUGAACUGAAGAAAGGGAAGAAAAGUAUGUGAUUUUUACCUUUUUUAACAAAUGUGAAAGAAUCAGUUUUAAAAAUUUCAUGGUAGUGAGUUGUUUGGCAUUGUUACAUGUAUAGAGAGCGACUAAUAAUCUAUAUUUAUAACUAAGUCGUUGAAACAGAAAAUGAAUCCCUCUGACUAUACAUUCUUACAGUUUUGUUUUCCUUUCUGUGUCCUCUUCAGGUUUGGCUUCAAGAAUGAUUUGUGCCGCUACUUUCCUCUUCCUCCUUUAUUCCCUUCAGUUUGGAAAUAAGUUUCUGUAUAUGUUGUAAUUUUAGCUAGUUUGGUUUUUUAGUUAACCCUCUCUCACCCUACUCCUCCUCCCCUUCCCAUGGUAAAUAAUAUAAUAACCAUUGAAUAUUCAGAGUUUAAAAGUUAACUUUUUUUUUCCAUUUAAAGGUAAAAAAUAUUUGGAGCUAGCAGAGACAAAGUGGAGAGACUUGAACCUUGGUGAGCUCUAAAAUAAUUAGAUAAGGUUAUAUUCAUGAAAGAGAAAUGUCAGUUACUGAGAGAUGCAUCAUCUGACCAGUAGUAAACUGUAGAGAUUUGUUAUAAACAUCGUUCCUAAGCUAUUACCAGCAUUUUACUGUCUGUGAAAACUUAAGUGACAGAGUACUUCUUGGUAAAUUCAUGGGUCAUUUGAGAUGUUGAGUUCCUUUAGAUUUUUUUCAAAUAAGUAAAUAAUAUUCAUGUAAAAAACUGGAGAAAGAAAGAAUAAUGAAAUGUGCUUGUUGAUAGCAAUACUUUUUUUAUUUUAAAGAUUUAAAAAAGGUCUGUGACCUGUAGCAUUAAUUAUUAGAGUGCCCUCUCUCCUCCCUUCCUCUCCUCUCCUUUUCUCUGAUCAUUUUAAUUGUUUGACUUUUGGAGUCAGUAUUGUCCCUUCUGACAUGCCAAGAGCCACAUGAAAGAGAAAAAUCUGUGGUUUGGUUCUGGCUUUUGUCCCCACCAUUGACUCCUAAUUGACUUCACAGCUACUUGCCAUCCUGCAGUAGUACAAAUCAUGAAUAAAGAUAAUUUUGAUGUUUUGGAAUUCAUUAGGAGACUAACAGAGUUUUAUUUCCUAUCAUUUCCAUUAUAGCUGUGUUAAGAUAUAGGUAUAAGAAUAGAAAUGGCUGGUGAUUUUUUUUUUUAAUUGGUAACGCAGGAAGGUUUUCACAGAAAUAAGUAAAAUAAUUAGUGAAACUUGUAUCUAGAGCACUUAAUGGUCUCUGUUUUCAAUUUGAUUCUUGAUUUCAUUGCUCUCUGGAUUAUAUUGGCCUUCUACAGCUAUUACUAAAUUACAGAAACAAGCUGGUUUAUUUUUGGUGGAAAACUGCAGUGUCUCUUGAGUUCCAGAUUUGAACAUUCUUUGUAAAUAGUUGUCUGGAUGGAUUACGAUAAAGAAGAUGCUCCCGAUGAAAUAGAAAAACCAGCCAGAGGACAGAAGACUGGGACCCUCACGACUGCUCUAGAAGGCCCUUCCGUACAUAAGUCGUAAGGACCGUAUUCCCUGAACGCAGUGCCGAUGCCCCGUUUUCAUGCUUGUGACUCAACAACGGUCUUUUCAGUUUAUAGACGCAGUUUGGGAUUUGUAUUUACAACUUCUUUGAUGGUUACCUGCGUGUCCAUUGCUGGCAACGGACUUUGUCAUGAAAACCUGACUCCUAGGUUAAGGGAGCUACACUGUGGUUUAUUCCUUACUUACUUGGAUAAACUAACUUGUAAUAGAAAUAUACUUUGGUUAAUUCCUGAAAUGUGUCAUUUUGAAUAAUCUUAAUCUUAAAAGCAAUACAGAAUUGUGAUUUAUUAAUUUUAAAUUAAAAUGUUCACAUCUUGUUACAAGAAAAA